This is a messenger RNA of Branchiostoma floridae (Florida lancelet), 2056 nucleotides long. RefSeq lists its product as uncharacterized. Gene Ontology annotation, biological process: proteolysis; apoptotic process. Gene Ontology annotation, cellular component: cytoplasm. The record is from RefSeq and is a predicted model, not a curated record. Lineage: Eukaryota; Metazoa; Chordata; Leptocardii; Amphioxiformes; Branchiostomatidae. The coding region runs from base 31 to 1773 and encodes 580 amino acids. The transcript has 4 exons.
UCAGAGAAUGUAUGGGAAAGGUUCAGAAGUAUGUCUAUAGAGAUGCAGCCAGGAGAUGAACAAAGUAGACUGAGAGACCACCUGAUGGAGUCAGGCCUCACGCUCCGACCCGAUGUGCCCAAAGAUGGGAACUGUCUCUUCCAUGCUGUAUCUGACCAGCUUGUGCGCACUGGAAGCACAGCGAUCAGUCACUCACAGCUCAGACAAGAUGUGGUUGGCUACUUGAGGCAACAUCCUCACAAUGAGAAGGGUGAUCACCUUCGAGCCUUUGUACGCAAUUUAGAUUGGGAAGGUUACCUACAGCAGAUGUCUCGAGAUGGAGUGUGGGGAGAUCACAUCGUACUACAGGCCUUGGCUUCCAUGUUAGGCAGAGACAUUAGGAUUGUGUCCAGCAUUGAUGCAGACAACUACAUAACCAUACUGUCACCUAUGGGGAACCAACAAGUCACUACAGGGCCGCCACUUCUGCUGGGUCACUAUGCUGAAAACCACUAUGCUAGUCUUGAUGGUGACAGUAAUAAAACAUCUCAACCUGGAGUUGGGCCUUGUGACAUCAUCAUAAGAGCAGAAUCCAGAGCAAAGGGAUCUGGAAGCAAGCCUGUGGUGCUGAUGAUCAAUGAUGAAUAUGGCACCUCUCGAGGUGGUGUCUCCACAAUACACCGCCAGAUGGCAGGCAUGCUGGUUUCCAAAGGAGCAGUGGUCUACAGUACCAUCUUAGGUGCCAGCAGGGAUGAUGAGGAUGAUGCAGCUGCCGAUGGGGUUCAGCUGAUCUUUCCGACAACAUCCGAUGGAGACAAGAGAAAACCCAGUCUUGAUUGGCUGACAUGGGAGCACAAGAGCCAUUAUCCAAACCUGCCUUCAGAGGUAGGCUUCGUCGUCGGCCAUGUUAACAUCACAAGCCGUGCAGCAAGACAGAUCAAGGAGCAACGCCUUCCUAACGCCAAAUUGGUCCAGGUCACUCACGUGAUCCCAGAAGACACCAGUCACUACAAGGGUGAUGAGAAGGUGAUGAGCAUUGGGGAGGAGAGUGACAGCAUUCUGGAAGACUUAAAACAUGCCGAUGUGAUAUUCUCAGUAGGCCCAUACAUGUAUGACUACUAUAAGAGUCAGACAAGAGAGAUAAAGCCACACCAUGAGUUUUUGCCUAAGCCAUCUGACGUCUUCAGCAAGGUGCAAGUGAAACAUGUCAACACAGAAACAAAAGUGGUACUAUCCAUUGGCAGGGUGAUGGGCGUAGAAAUACUGAAAGGCUAUGAUCUUGUAGCAAAGGCCAUGAGCAUGGUGAUCGACCACCUACCAAACACAAAGUGGCGAGUCCGUGGUGUCAGUCAUGAAGACUUUCCAGAGAGCAAGAAACUUAUUCAAGCCAAUGUGGAAAAGGGCAAAUUCAACUUCACCCCCCUGAAGUACGCCACACAGAGAGAGCUGAGCGAAGACAUGCAGAAAGUCGACGUUGUCCUGAUGCCGUCACGUGCAGAGCCAUUUGGACUGGUUGCUCUCGAGGCCAUUGCUGCAGGAGUACCAGUUCUGGUUUCCCACAAGUCUGGUCUUGCAUGGUUCUUAAGGAGCCAAGACCCUGAGUUUGAUCGUCUGAUUGUGGAGAUUGCGGAUGAUGACAAUGAAGCCGCCAAAACACUUGCUAAGAGGAUCAUUAAGGUUCUAAAGGAUGGGAAAAGGGAGUUUCAAGCUGCAAGACGGUUGAAAGAGACACUUUUGGCCUCAAAGUACUGGGAUGCAUCACACAGCAAGUUCCUUGAGGCAUUUGGCCUUUAGGUAUGCUAACUGUUGCUACUUACAAAAGUUACAGUGUAUAGAGCGCAUAGAUAAUCAGUACCAUAAUAGCCUAUAGAUUGUAAUGACAUUAUAAUAUUUGCUGUACAAAAACUUGUCUUUGGGGAGCUGUGCCUUUUGAGAGCUGUAUGUUAUGUUUUAAAUCAAGUUACCUUUCUUUCUGUAGAGAACUACAUUGAUUAUAACAAGGAGGUUUAACCUCCUUGAUUAUACUUUAUAGCAUGACAGGUGUAUACCUGUGUAAUGGAAACUGCAAUCUUUGUUA